UUGCGCUAUCCUACAGCUCCGACCACAGCUCACAAGAAGGUCGCUUCCACUAGCAUCGCACCGAGGCAGAGAAGCCACCGCAACACGAAAUCAUGCUGGGACAAGCUGUGCGACGUUUCGCAACGUCCGCCGUUCGUUCUUCACACUACUCCGAAGGACCGGGGAAGAACCUGCCAUUUUCUGUGGAGAAUAAGUGGCGUCUGCUGGGCAUGAUGGUGGUGUUCUUUGGCAGUGGCUUCGUGUUCCCCUUCAUCGUUGUCAGACAUCAGAUCCUGAAGAAGUAAAAUGGCCCAGUGCCGUUUGUCUGCCUACAAGGUCGUCACCUGGAACAUAUUUAUCCAUCAGAGUUCUGUCCCUGCAGAAGAAUGGGAAUCUCUUAUUUUUCUUUGUAAAUAAAGUUUUCCUCAAAUAUG
Scophthalmus maximus (turbot) is the source of this 413-nucleotide messenger RNA. Its product is annotated as cytochrome c oxidase subunit 7C, mitochondrial. Gene Ontology annotation, biological process: mitochondrial electron transport, cytochrome c to oxygen. The coding region runs from base 93 to 284 and encodes 63 amino acids. Lineage: Eukaryota; Metazoa; Chordata; Actinopteri; Pleuronectiformes; Scophthalmidae. The transcript is spliced from 3 exons. The record is from RefSeq and is a predicted model, not a curated record.